AUGUUAAUCAAACGUUUGUAUUCAAUUUUUAAAAAUACAUUUUCUGACAUGGACAAUCUUAUUGCUGUUUGUCAAAUUACAUCGACUGCCAAUAAAGAAAAAAACUUUCAAGCGUGCAAGGCACUAAUUACUAAUGCUCAUAAAUGUGGAGCUAAAAUGAUUUUCCUACCAGAGUCAUUUGAUUACAUUGAAGAAGAUAAAGCUAAAUCCUUAGAGAUGGCUGAAUCUUUAGAUGGAUCUCUUAUCAAUAAUUAUAAAUCAUUAGCUAAGUCGUUGGAUAUUUGGCUGUCUUUAGGUGGAUUUCAUGAAAAGUUUUCAGAAACUAAAUUAAGGAACACACAUUUGGUUAUCAACAAUAAAGGAGAAAUAGCUGAAACAUAUCAUAAAAUACAUUUAUAUGAUGUACAGAUACCUUCAAAAAACAUCCAAGCCUUCGAAUCAAAUUUAGUUGAAUCUGGUACUGAAAUCUCACCACCAGUUAAAACUCCAAUUGGGAAUAUUGGUUUAGCAAUUUGUUAUGAUAUGAGAUUUUCUCAGAUGGCUAUAGCAUUAGCCGAGAAUGGAGCAGAUAUUUUAACGUAUCCAUCAGCAUUUUUCUUCGGAACAGGUGCUUAUCAUUGGGAAAUAUUAUUGCGAGCCAGAGCCAUUGAAACUCAAUGUUAUGUAAUUGCUGCUGCACAAACCGGCAAUCAUAGCUCAGCUAGAAAAUCUUGGGGUCACUCACUGGUAGUUGAUCCACUAGGAACAGUAAUAGCACAAUGUUCUGAAGAACCGGGUUUUGUUUUGGCACCAAUUGAUUUAUCAUUAAUUAAAAGUAUUCGUCAGUCAAUGCCUCUGGAAUGCCAUAGACGAUACGAUAUUUACCCAAAAAUGAUUUCAAGUACCUUAUGUAGGACUAAGUCUAUUGAAGAUUUUAAUGAAUUUAAAUUUGGAUCAUCAAUAGUUAAAGGUUUACAAGUAUUUUACAAAACAGAAUUAUCCUUAGCAUUUACCAAUAUUAAAUGUGUCUUACCAGGACAUGUUUUAGUUGCUCCUCUUAGAGCUGUGGAAAAAUUGACUGACUUAUCUAAUUACGAAGUUGAGGAUCUAUUCCUUGCAGUUAAAAAGGUUCAAAAAACCAUUGAACAAGUACAAAACACUAAUUCAUCAUCUAUUGUUAUUCAAGACGGUCCACAUGCUGGACAAACCAUUAAACACGUUCAUGUUCAUAUUAUUCCAAGAAAGUCUGGAGAUUUUUUGGUGAAUGAUGAUAUAUACAGAAAAUUACAAAAUGAAAAAUACUGCACUGAUCCAAUGAGAAGCUAUGAUGAGAUGGCACAAGAAGCUAAAUUAUUAAGAUCGUUAUUUUAA
Macrosiphum euphorbiae (potato aphid) is the source of this 1350-nucleotide messenger RNA. Lineage: Eukaryota; Metazoa; Arthropoda; Insecta; Hemiptera; Aphididae. The record is from the annotation of a GenBank genome assembly.